Molecule: messenger RNA, 1397 nt
Organism: Carlito syrichta (Philippine tarsier)
Lineage: Eukaryota; Metazoa; Chordata; Mammalia; Primates; Tarsiidae
Product: olfactory receptor 51E2
Exons: 2
Coding region: 230-1240 (336 amino acids)
Biological process (GO): G protein-coupled receptor signaling pathway
Cellular component (GO): membrane
Molecular function (GO): G protein-coupled receptor activity; olfactory receptor activity
Source: RefSeq, a predicted model, not a curated record
GAACCUCUAUACCCUAGAGACACAAUGAGUUAACACCACCAAUAGGAGCUAGCCCUUCAGCUCUGUGCCUGUCUUCAAUCCAGCUAGAAUAAGUCUCCUUAUAUGCUCGGCCCUCCCCUGGAAUCUAAAGUCUCCUCAGCUUUCUGAGUCAGUCUGAGAGGGACAGACUGAACUGCUGUAUGGGCUCUGCUGCCAGUGUGACCUCACCCUCUCCCGUCCCCCCUCCUCAAUGCCAGCUAUGAGUUCCUGCAACUUCACACAUGCCUCCUUUGUGCUUAUUGGUAUCCCAGGACUAGAGGAAGCCCAUUUCUGGAUCGGCUUCCCCCUGCUUUCAAUGUAUGCUGUAGCGGUGUUUGGAAACUCCAUCAUGGUUUUUAUCGUAAGGAUGGAACGCAACCUGCAUGCUCCUAUGUACCUCUUUCUCUGCAUGCUGGCAGCCAUUGACCUGGCCUUAUCCACAGCCACCAUGCCCAAGAUCCUCGCCUUUUUCUGGUUUGACUCCAAAGAGAUUAGCUUUGAGGCCUGUAUUGCCCAAAUGUUCUUUAUUCAUGCCCUCUCAGCCAUUGAAUCCACCAUCCUGCUGGCCAUGGCCUUUGACCGUUAUGUGGCCAUCUGCCACCCACUGCGCCAUGCUGCAGUGCUCAACAAUACAGUAACAGCCCAGAUUGGUAUGGUGGCCGUGGUCCGUGGAUCCCUGUUUUUUUUCCCACUGCCUCUGCUCAUCAAGCGGCUGGCCUUCUGCCACUCCAACGUGCUCUCACACUCUUAUUGUCUGCACCAGGAUGUGAUGAAUUUGGCCCACGCAGACACGUUGCCCAAUGUGGUCUACGGUCUUACAGCCAUUCUGCUGGUCAUGGGCGUGGAUAUCAUGUUCAUCUCCUUGUCCUAUUUUCUAAUAAUACGAACAGUUCUGCAACUACCUUCCAAGUCAGAGCGGGCCAAAGCCUUUGGGACCUGUGUGUCACACAUCAGUGUAGUACUGGCCUUUUACGUGCCACUCAUUGGCCUCUCAGUGGUGCACCGCUUUGGAAACAGCCUAGAUCCCAUUGUACAAGUUCUCAUGGGUGAUAUCUACCUGCUGCUGCCUCCUGUGAUCAAUCCCAUCAUCUAUGGUGCCAAAACCAAACAGAUCAGAACACGGGUGCUGGCGAUGUUCAAGAUUAACUGUGACAAGGACCUUCAGGCUGUGGCAGGUAAGAGAUCCUUACCACUCCAUUUCUCCUUAUACUUACUGACUUGAUAGACAUAAUUACUUCCUAACACUAGCUUAAUUCCAGUUACCCAUAAGUACACCAGUGCCUUCAUCUUCCUGGUAUAGUAAACUAAAGUACAGUACCUUAACUUCAUGGAAUAUUGUGUGGAAUAAAAUAUUUUAAUGGAGCAUUAUUUGGUUUAAA